Molecule: messenger RNA, 2792 nt
Organism: Labrus bergylta (ballan wrasse)
Lineage: Eukaryota; Metazoa; Chordata; Actinopteri; Labriformes; Labridae
Product: kelch-like protein 20
Molecular function (GO): protein binding
Source: RefSeq, a predicted model, not a curated record
GCUGCUCCUUACCGUUUGACGCUAAACUGUAUGUGGGAGAGAGAGCGUGUUUUUGCACCGUACUGGUCACGAUUAUGUCGAGCAGGUAAUUAUGUUUCACCGGUACAACUCCUGAGUGUUUCAUCGCACCUGUCUGUCGGUGUUCCCCUCUAAAGACUGAUCAGUGUUUGUCGAUGAACAGCAGCCGAGCCCUUGCUCCGGAGGCUUGCCUAACAAAGUGAGAUAUGGCUGAAAUAAGUGCUGUCAACGCCGGUUUGCCGUCACCGUCCACGAUCAACGUCACCUUCCCGGUCCCUGAGGACUCCAGCACCGCCGCUGCAGCCCCUCCUGCAGCCUCCCUGACCAAAGACGACUACCUGUUUGUGGAGACCAGGCACCCCAGCACCGUCCUGCAGGGCCUCAACAGCCUGCGGCUCAACAACGCCUUCUGUGAUGUGACCCUGUGCUGUGGAGGACAGGAGUUCCCCUGCCACCGCAUUGUGCUGGCCUCGUUUAGCUCUUACUUCCAGGCAAUGUUUUCCACUGACCUGAUAGAGUCCAAACAGGAGCGGGUUGCCAUCAAUGGAGUUGAGCCUCAGAUGAUUGGCAUGCUGGUGAGCUACGCCUACACAUCAGAGGUCUACAUCUCUAAAGCAAAUGUGCAGGCUCUGCUGGCAGCAGCCAACCUGCUGGACGUGAUGGCCGUGCGCGAGGCUUGUUGUCGUUUCAUGGAGAGUCAGAUGGAUGAGAUGAACUGUGUGGGGAUUCACUGCUUCGCCGAGGCCCAUUCUUGUAGGAGGCUGGAGAACAGCAGCAUGGGAUAUAUCCUGGAGCACUUCAGCAGCGUGUAUCAGCAGGAGGAGUUCCUGUCUCUGUGUGUCGACAAGCUGACAGAGAUCCUCGCCAGUGACCAUCUGAACGUGCUCAAAGAGGAGGUGGUGUUUGAGGCGGCCAUGCUGUGGUUGAAUAAAUGUUCCUCUCGCAAACAGAGCUUUGAAAAGGUCCUCGAACACAUCCGGCUGCCUCUGAUCAGCCCUUACUACCUGCACGAUGUCAUCGAGUCCCUGGAUGUGGUGAAGGAGAACCUGAGCUGCCAGAGGCUCAUCUCCGAGGCCAAGGACUACCUGCUGCUAAAGGACCGCCGCGGGGAGCUCUACUGCCCGAGAGCGAGGCCACGCAGGUCCACAGGCACAGCUGAGGUGAUAGUGACAGUUGGCGGGGAGGAUGACAAAGUGGUGCUGCGCAGCGUCGAGAGCUUCAACCCCGUGACCAAUGAGUGGAAGAAUCUGGCGUGCCUCCCGUUCGCUGUGAGCAAACACGGGCUGGUCGUGUCGGACUCCACUCUGUACCUGGCAGGAGGAGAGUUUCCUGACGGGUCAGCCAGCAGGGAGAUGUGGCGCUACGACCCCUGCUUCGACUCCUGGUUCGAGAUGGCGCCGAUGAACGUAGCUCGCUCUGAGUUAGGCCUGGUCAUGCUGGACGGCUUCGUGUACGCCGUUGGAGGAUGGGAGGGCCGCUCUCGUCUGGACUCCGUGGAGUGCUACAACCCGCACACCAACUCGUGGCAGUUCACCGAGUCUGUCAAGAUGGCCGUCACGAGUCCUGCUGUGGUCGCCCUGGACGGACUGCUCUAUGUUACAGGUGGGGCUGUUCUCGAGGACGGCGAUGGAACGGACCUCGCUCAGGUGUACAACCCUAAAACAUCUGUGUGGACAGAGGUGGCUCCCAUGCAGAUCGCUCGCUCCGGUUCAGCCGCCUGUACACUCAAGGGAAAGCUUUAUGUCAUCGGUGGUUGGCACGCCUCGACAGAGAACACGGAUAAAGUCGAGUGCUACAAUCCCAAGACCAACCAGUGGACCAUGUGCGCCCCCAUGAAGGAGCGACGCUACCGGCCCGGUGCUGCUGUGGUGGACGGGAAGAUCUACGUCCUGGGAGGAGAAGAAGGCUGGGACAGGUAUCAUGACACCAUAGAGAGGUACUGUGACGAAACAGACGCGUGGGAGAUCGUCGGGGAGAUGCCCACCAGUCGCAGCUGGCUCAGCUGUGUGUCUCUCCAGCUGAGGAAGGACAUCUGUAUGAGCAGCUGUCCCGAUACGCCGAUCGACAACUGAGCGAGCAAGUCAGGAAGAAACCUUCUGAAGAAAUCUUAUUUGCACCCUCUUUGAGGAAAAGCGCACUGUAGCGCUCAGAGCUGCGGAGAACAGCGAUCUGCAGAGGGAAGCCUAGAAUUGGCAUCCCAGUGUUUGAGCUGUUACUGUUUGCAAAGAGCAAAGUGUUUUUAAAUUGGUGACUGCUCGUGGAGGCUCGCUCACUCUGUCCUUCACGUGUUGACAAAGGAGGCGUCGUACAUGAAGCUAAAGUGUGGACUCAGUGAGAGAUUGAUUAAGGACUCAAUCAGAAGUCUAAACCCACUCUCUGUAAGAUGUGAACAUGUUCAGGGUUCUGUUUUAAUGUCCCAGCACCUGGAAUCUGUGAAGAUCCUCCCAGACAACGUAUUGUAUUUUUGUAUGAUUUAUUAUGUGACGUAUUUAUUGGGGUGUGACAACUUCAAAAGAAACAACGAAACAUUUCACUCAAUCAAAAGAUGCUCUGUGGGCCAAAGAAUCGUCUUGUGAAUAUGUUCAAGCUUACCUGUGAAAAAAGGUGUCUGAAAUGUGCCGUUUUUUUUGUAUUUAAACUUUAUAAGUUCUGAAUGAUUAUCACUACCUGUAAUAUGUUUGAGUAUAUUUUUGUAAUGUAGUGUGCAUCAUGCAUUUUAGUGAUUUUUAAAUGGAGUUAGGUUCUAAUAAAGAUGUUUAAUUCCUUAAUGUGAA